CGUCCCUCCGAUCGUAGCGAAGAAAAGUCGUAUUUUUUUUUUCUUCUUCUAAAGUGUACGCUACGAUUAAAAAAACGCCAAAAUUAUUAAAAGGACUCUUAAAAUCACAAGAGACUUUGCGUUGUUAGCCCCUGCUGGGCGAUGGAAAGGGGGUCUAUUCCCAUACACCUCGGACUGUUACUAUGGAUACUGACCUCGGCUCCUGCUGUUUUGUCUCAAAGCGCACCAAAUGUGUGUACGAAUACCCGGACGAUUCACCAAUUUGCAGACGACAAAUGUAGCGCCUUCAUAGACUACGUCAUCGAUGGAUUCAGUUUAAACAAAACGAAAACAUUCCCGGGAAAAUCAGCACAGGAAAUCAACACGCUCCUGACAAAUCCCGACCCGAAUCUUCAGUGUUAUUUCUAUAAGAAAAUUGACGAGAAGUAUCAGGCUUGCUGCGACGGAUGGGUCAGUUCUGUAAACGGAAGUCUCACGUGUGACAUUCCGCAAUGUAGCCCUGCCUGCCAAAAUGGCGGCAAUUGCACAGAACCCCCGAAUGUGUGCUCGUGCCCUGCUGCGUACACGGGAUACAGAUGUGAGGAUAAAAUCUCAGACACCUCCAGCACGGCCAAGUUCUGUUACUCGGACCAUUACUGUGGCGCCGCAAAGGUCGACAAGUACUACAACCAGGUAGUGAGUCAGGCCGACUGCUGUACCAAUGGCGGCAAAGGGUGGGGAGUGGGACGAGACAGCUGUACCGUGUGCGCCAAUGCUAAUACCACAGUCCCAGAUACAUCAGUGGUGGUUCAAACAAAUGAACUCGCCUUCAAAACGUGUCUGAACUUCGGGCCUAGCUACUACAGGACCUUUGACGGACUGGAGUAUGAAUAUGGAGGCAUGUGCACCUAUACAUUGCUGAAGGAUAUUGACAAGGGAUGGAAAGUGGAGCUCACCCCAAAGAACUGCGCUAAAGUCAGCGAAUGCACAAAGAGGGUAACCAUGUUCCUCGGAAGCGGUGAAACAAUUUCUGUAGAGGCAGGUCAGGUCAAGGUCAACGAUAUGGAUUUCAUUCUGUCGGGAGAGGAACCAAAGUCUACACCGGAAAACACUUACAAUGUACGCAACAUGAGCGGAUGGAUAUUUGUGGACUCCGCUAAAGGCCUGAGCAUAAAGGUUGACAGUAAGUCGACCGUGGAACUGACAGUAUACAGCGACAAAGUACAGGGUGACGUCAAAUUCCAGGGUCUCUGCGGAAACCUUAAUCGCGAUCCUAGCGAUGAGUUUAAGACAUCUUCAGGCUCUCUCUCCAGCAGUCCUGUGUAUUUUGCCAAUUCCUGGCAGGUGGUCAAUUCGGUUGAUGGGUGUAGCCCGGCUGGAUACAUGCCAAAUUACUGUCGAACACCGGAAGAUGAACAGGCUGCCGCUGACGCAUGCGCACUGAUAAACACGUUACUUCAUCCUUGUCAUACAGCAAUCAACCCAAAGAUGUACUACACAAUGUGCAAGAACAUGCACUGCAGGGCCACCACAGACGACGAGAGAAACCAGGUCAGAUGUGAAUACGCCAACGCCUACUCCCAAGAGUGUGCCGCCAUUAACAUCGUCAUGAAAUGGCGAUCCAAGUAUCUGUGCCCACGUGAAUGCCCCGCCCCUCUCGAGUACUCUGAGUGCACCUCAUCCUGCCCACGCACCUGCAAGACACUGUACCUGGUGGAACCCGACGAGUGCAAGAUGUGCAUCAGUGGAUGCCAGUGUCCCGUCGGAACCUUCCUACAGAACGGCCAGUGUGUCAAACCGGACGAGUGUAUGUGCGAGUUCAACAAGAAACAGUACAAGCACGGAGACACCAUCAAACAACGCUGUAAUCUAUGCACCUGUGACAGAGGACGAUGGACGUGCGAAGAGGACCGCUGCUCAUCAAGCUGUGAGAUCGUCGGUCUGAAUCACGUGGCCACUUUUGACGGGAACCGUUACAGUUUCGCUCCCGACUCCUGCUCUUACACUCUAGUAGAGCCGGAUUCAAACAUUGUAGAUGACAACGAACGAGCUAACAUGACAAUCAAAAUAAAAAUGGACAAAUGUACAGACUUUCAGGACGUGAACUGCAUCGGCAGCGUCACUCUGACGUACCAAAGUGCCAUUAUCAAACUAGAAGGAGAAAAACUCUUCAUUAACCACGUGGACUACAGUGAGACCAUUCGGAAGACACCGUACUCUUUCAAUGGACUCUAUGUCAAGGAGGUCACGAACAAGUUCCGAGUUGUGAAAGCGUUCGGGUUGAAGAUUCUUUACGACAAGAAAAGAACACUGUACAUUGAUCUGAAACCGUUCUAUGCAAACAAGGUGAGAGGAAUGUGUGGACAAUUCAACUAUGACAUCACAGACGACUUCAAGGUCCCUAAUGGGGGAGAACAGGCCACCGUCCAGAACUUUGCCACGGCGUACGGCGAUUCCACUUGUCAGACGGGGGUAUACAGCUACAACAUGGAAAUGGAGGAAAAGCACGAAGCCUGCUACCCUCUUAUGAACACCACACGGGGGGCACUGUUCGCCGACUGUAUACAGAAACACGAGGAGCUGUCCAAGUUCUACUACGCCCAGUGUAACUACGACAUGAAGAAACGCACCACUCAGGUCAACAUGGAGGCGCUAUGUGACAUAGUGUCCGCAUUUUCCCGCCACUGUACCUUCAGUGGUCUGUUUGUCCCCUGGUACAACGAUAGCGCCUACAUCAACCGCUGUGAGAGCUACCUCAGCUGUACACAAGAGGGAUCCGGAGCCGGAUCAGUUUAUACAGACUGCGCCAAAAUCUGUCACGGAACUUGCCGGGACCAGCAGCUGGCGGACGCGAACUGCGAGGAGGAGUGCGUACCCGGAUGUAUGUGCCCCACCGGACAGGUACAGGACGACUACGGAACGUGCGUGAACAUUGAACGCUGUACUUGUUACGACCAGUACUCACCCAAAGAAAACCGGAUCAAAAAGGCGGGAGAUGUGGUAUCCCGAAGAUGCACCGACUGUACAUGUUCAAACGGUACGUUUGCCUGUGGCAAGGAGAGUUGUGAGGAGCAGAUCGUGUGUCCCAAGAACCAGGUGUACCGAAAAGGUGUUACGGCCUGUCGUAAGACCUGUGAACUGUACGGGAGGGAGAUGAUCUGUGACAGUGACGUGCUCAUGGACGGGUGUGUUUGUGACGAAAGCAACAACCAGACUGCAUACAUGGCACCAGAUGGUACCUGUGUAUCGUCUGAACAAUGCCCCUGUCUGUUCGGAACCAUGUGGUACAAACCCGGAGAGACCGUGACCUACGGCUGCAAAGUUUUCCGAUGCGAGAAUCAGAACUGGAUAAAGAUUGAAGACAAACAUUGUCCAGCCGUCUGCCGAGCCUCGGGAGAUCCUCACUACACAACCUUCGACGGGGUCUCCUUCUCGUUCCAAGGAGUCUGCUCCUACAUCCUGACCAGGGCCAAGGACAAGAGUUUCCAGGUCAUCACGGAGAACGUCAAGUGCGGCAGCACCGACGUGUCCUGCACCAAAUCCAUCCAGAUCACCAUCAAAGGGCAAGAAAUCAACCUGGUCCGAGGGAAAGAUGACGUCAACACCACGGGGGAUAUCUACCAACUGAACAACAUUGUCAUCACCAAGCAAAGCUUCUGGACGUCCAUUCACGCACCCAGUGAAAACAUCACCAUUUUAUGGGACGGAGGUACCCGUGUGUACGUUUUCCUGAAACCAAUCUGGCAAGGACGAGUUGAGGGAUUGUGUGGAAACUAUGACGGCGAUUCCGUUAAUGAGUACAAAAAGGUCGACGGAAGUGAAGGCACCGCCAUGGACUUUGCCAACAGUUGGGCUGCCUCUACCAGUUGUCCAGUAGCGUCCGUCGGCACUUCUUCCGAAAUUGUCCCUUGCUCCGGAGAACUGUCCCACAGAAAACAGUGGGCGGAGGAAUCUUGUGGUAUCAUCCACAGCGACAUCUUCAAGUCCUGUCGGGAGUUCCUGACGGAUACAGUAGUCAACAGAUACCACGCCAACUGUCUUUUCGACGCCUGCAGAUGUGAUAGCGGAGGAGACUGUGAAUGUUUCUGUACAGCCGUAGCUGACUUCGCCGAGCGCUGUAAUCAGGCCGGAUAUCCGGUAAAAUGGAGGAGCCAGAAAGUUUGUCCCAUCAUGUGUGAGAACGGCUUCCGCUACACCCCCUGCGCCUCCCCCUGCCCCCAGACGUGUAGGAAUAUCGGGGACGAGCCGGAGCCGUACUGUAACGAUACCCAGUGUGUGGAGGGUUGCUUCUGUCCCGAGGGAUACGUACAGAGAGAUGAGAGAUGCGUUUUGGCUGAGGACUGCCCAUGUUACUACAAUGGUCAAGAAUGGCCCAAAGGCGCUUCUAUCAUCAAGGAUUGUCUGAACUGUACCUGUAUAAACGGCAAAUUCCAUUGCUCGGGCGAAAACUGCACUGUCUGCAAAGACAACGAAUUCACGUGUAACCGCACAGGGGAUUGUAUCAAAAUGGAGUAUCGAUGUGACAACCACGUUGACUGCCGGGACGGAAGUGACGAACAGGGCUGUGAGUACAAAUGUAAGGUAGGCCAGUUCCAGUGCGCCAACCUGAACAAGACUUACUGUGUAGAUAGCAACGUUCUCUGCGACGGAAUGAGAGAUUGUAUCAACGGAGAAGACGAAUUGAACUGCACAUACACUUGUGCCGAACACGAAUUUACUUGUGAAAGUGGAAAGUGCAUUCCCAAAACCUUCAAGUGUGACGGCAAUAUGGAUUGUGGAGUGGGCGAUAACUCCGAUGAGAAAGAUUGCGGUGAAACCGAAUGUACACGCGUGCGCAACUUCCGGUGUGGCGCCACCGGUGGCGGGCUGUGUCUACCAAUCACAUUGAAGUGUGACAAACACGACGACUGCGGGGACGGAUCUGACGAAAUCGGAUGUAACUGUACGUGCAGUAGCGCCGAGUUCACCUGUUCAUCGUCCUGUGAAUGCAUUGACCCAUCCAAACGAUGUGAUGGAGUCUUGGACUGUGGGGAUGGGUCUGACGAAAUGGAAUGCCCAUGCACAUUGAACGAGUACACUUGUGACAAUGAGAAAUGUAUCAACGGAACUCAACACUGUGAUGGAGUGUAUGACUGUACUGACCAGUCGGAUGAGAAAAACUGCGCAACAACUACUCCAGCAACAGAGACAACACCCAUAAUAAGCUCAACAUUGACCACCUCCACCCCUUGCAUCAGUGGAGAGAUCAUGUCCAACCCCGCCGCUCUACCCUCCACCAAAAUCUACAUCAACCCGCAACCUAUCAGCCCGUACACGGCAGAGAACCUGAGGCCGGGAUCCACCGCUCCACUGGAGAUCAACAGCAACACCGCAACAAUCAGCGUGGAUCUUACCACGACAGACAACCCGGAUGGAAGCGUCAUCAAGAGUUUGAACAUCGUGGGAGACCAGAGCAACGUGGAGAAAAUCUCUGUCUCGUACAAAGUCACGCCAACUUCUACUUCACAGGACUUCACCAGCUUCACUGGUAUUGGACCCGUGACCUUCCCCGACAGCUUCAAGGUCGCCGCUGUUGACGUCACUCUGCUCCAGAGAACAGAUAGCAGCCAACCUUACAAAAUCAAACUGGAAGUGGUCGCUUGUAUACACGGAGUUACUCCCACAACAACGGUUCCAACCACUGUAACAACACGUAAGUCAUAG
Molecule: messenger RNA, 5682 nt
Organism: Magallana angulata
Lineage: Eukaryota; Metazoa; Mollusca; Bivalvia; Ostreida; Ostreidae
Product: SCO-spondin-like
Exons: 36
Coding region: 142-5682 (1846 amino acids)
Cellular component (GO): extracellular matrix
Molecular function (GO): protein binding
Source: RefSeq, a predicted model, not a curated record